AUGGGAUAUAAUCCUCACUCUCAUGGAGAUGCUCCUCCAACUCAUCCUACAAUGAUUACGAUACCAAUAUGGUAUGAUAUAAAGCUAGCAUUUGUGGCAUGGUUGGUUCUGCCACAGUUCAGGGGUGCAGCUGUCAUAUAUGAGAGGUUUGUGAGAGAGAAACUCAGGAAAUAUGGAGCAAUAGAUCCUCACCACAAGUCUCCCAAUGGACCACAAGGAUCUCCAACGCCGAAUCGCCCCCAAUUUCAACCCUGGCCGCUGACUGUCCUCAUCACGUCGCUCCUCCAGCGAUGCUGCCUUUCCUCCUGUACCACCAACCAUCACCGUCGUGAUUCACCGUCGCUGGUGCAUCGCCAUCACCGGCGCCAACCUUUUCAUCUCACCAUCAUCUUCUUCUCCAUUUCACUCAAAGACAGCUCUACUGGUUGCGUUUAUCCUGCUAGCGCUAGUUCCACUAGCACUAGUACAUCUCCGGUGAGCCACACACCCUCAUCCUGCCACCCCAGGCUCUUCGUCGCCGACCUCGCCCUUGGGGCUUCCCUCUGCCUUCAGGGACUCUGGGUGCUUCAGACCGGCCUCUCUCUCUCCGUCGCUGCCUUCAUACCUGAAGGAUGCCACAAGCUUCUCGACGUUGUCCGCGGCGUCGACGGUUCCACCAAGUGCGAUUUGGACGACUCCAAGCUCAGGGCCGUCGCAAUCCUCGAUCUGAUGUUUGUCCUUCACAAUGGACAACAACCCCCAUGCCUUCUCUCUGGCUAAACAUAUCAUAUCACC
Molecule: messenger RNA, 774 nt
Organism: Camellia sinensis
Lineage: Eukaryota; Viridiplantae; Streptophyta; Magnoliopsida; Ericales; Theaceae
Source: RefSeq, a predicted model, not a curated record